UGGGUAAUUUGAGCAGGACACCAGAGUCCUGUGGCUCUGCCGACAUGAACAUGGGAAUGAUGACUGGAUGAGUGGAUGGGUGUGAGUCUGCUCCCCAGAGAAACUUUGACACAUUUCGUUGUAAGCACAAAUUGAAUGUAUAAUUUAUGUGUUUUUUGUAGGUAGACAACAGUUAUUGUGGGAUCCUUUUAGUGACGGCGAUCUCUAUAUAACCAACUCCUUGUUAGGCCCAGGCCCAACAGAGCCUCCUGGCAGCGUCAGUUUUCCGCAGGAGUACUUUUCUGGUUAUACUUUUCUCUAUAAAUUUUACGAUGUAUAGUAUCACUUCCCACGAAAAAUCGGUUGGCUUUUGAUCAACGGGAUCCAGGCAAAUAAUAACUUGUGCCUUGACAUUUCUGGCGUCCUCUCAAUCGUUUUUAUGAAUUUUCACUGUCAAUGCCAAAGAUUCAAUUGGUGAUGACGUAAAUUACAAUGAUUUGUUGCCACUUAUGCUUUCCGUUCGAGUGUAAUUAUAUUUGUGUAAUUCCGUUUUGCCGCCACUUUCGUUUACCGCCAUUAACAAAGCUAUUUGCUGACGCUUUUGGCUUGUCACCAGACUUGACCCACACACAAACCGACAAACAAUCAAGAUCUCAUUACUGCCUGUCCCUCCGUCCGCCAGUCCGUGGACCCUUGUCAGGGUUGUUGUCUGUGCAAACGAACAUAUUCAUUGAGCAGCUUGUACAGAGCCAAACAAUGCUAAUCCAUUCGAUAUGGCAUGCCCGGAUUAGCUACCACAUCCGCAUAUUGCAGAACUUGUUCUCUGAAAAUUCGAUCUUCGAUUGGGUAUAAAAGCCCUGGCCUUUCUGGGGAAUGGCAUCAGUCAACGCACUUCCUCCAAUCUUUGAGAACGUUCGUCCAACACAAACCCAAAACCCAAAACCCAAACCCAAAACAAAUAUCAACAUGAAGUUCCUCAUCUGCUUGGCUCUGUUCAUCGCCGCCGCCCAGGCUCAUGUUGUGGCUCCCGCUGUGGCCACCUAUGCGGCUGCUCCGGCCCUGACCUACGCCGCAGCCCCAGGCCUGGCCUAUGCCGCUCGGGUGACCACCUACUCCGCCGCCUAUCCACGUGCCUACUCCGCCUACGCUCCUUCGGUCUACUCCUCCGCAUAUCUGGGAUCGACCUCAGUCUAUUCGGCCUACGCUGCUCCCGUCACCACCUAUGCCGCUGGCCCCGCUGUGGUCUCCACCUUGCUGAAGAAGUAAUCGCUUUGGAUCGAUCAAAUGAAAUGGAAUUAUGUCAAGGAUUUGUGAAAUUAAAUGAAGUUGAAA
Molecule: messenger RNA, 1311 nt
Organism: Drosophila miranda
Lineage: Eukaryota; Metazoa; Arthropoda; Insecta; Diptera; Drosophilidae
Product: cuticle protein 16.5-like
Exons: 2
Coding region: 853-1245 (130 amino acids)
Source: RefSeq, a predicted model, not a curated record